AACAUUACAUUAACAUCUAGGCUGGGAAAUGGCGUACCUAAACGCUCGGCGCACCUUAGCAUAUAGGCUGGCAGGAGCUCUGUCUUCGUCAUCCGCAAGCGCGUCUCGCUGUCGCUUCGCAUUGGCGUUGCACCACGCCAAACAAACCGUACCCAUUCCUCACCCGGCGAGUUUUGCGGUUCGGACUCAAUCUUCGGGUUCGGGUUACUCGCCCCUGAACGACCCCUCCCCGAACUGGAGCAACCGUCCCCCGAAGGAGACCAUUCUUCUCGAUGGCUGCGACUACGAGCACUGGCUCAUCGUCAUGGAGUUCCCCGAUAACCCUAAACCCUCCGAGGACCACAUGGUUAACUCCUAUGUCAAAACCCUAGCUCAAGUCCUCGGAAGUGAGGAGGAGGCUAAAAAGAAGAUAUACUCUGUUUCCACUUCUACGUACACAGGUUUCGGCGCCCUCAUUUCCGAAGAGCUUUCUUAUAAAGUCAAAGAGUUACCUGGAGUUCUUUGGGUGCUACCAGAUUCAUAUCUUGAUGUUCCCAACAAGGAUUAUGGAGGUGAUUUAUUUGUUGAUGGGAAAGUAAUUCCUAGGCCACAGUAUAGAUAUUCGGAUAGGCAACCCAGUAGGAGUAGACCUCGGCCACGGCAUGACAGACAGCGGCAAACAAUGCAGGUUGAAAGGAGAGAUCAACAGAACUGGAACCAAGGUCCGGGGGGAUCUAUGCAGCCAUCCACUGCAAUGAAUAGCCAAAACUUUGUGUCCGGUGGAGAGUACUAAGAAAUGUUUAUUGGGAACUCUGCUUUAGAAAUUAGCACAUGUAGAAAACAGAACUAAGUUUUUCUUAUGGGAGUUAUGAUUUAAGGUUCGGAGGUCAUAUUUUAUUUGUGUUUUUUUUUUUUUUUUUUGUGGUGUGGAAAAUGGCUGUGAUGAAAUUGUUUAUGAUCUGCUGAUGGAAAUAAAUUUCGUUUCAGUCUUUUCCCUACAUGUUUUAAUGUGUAAUUUGGAUCAGUGACUGUUAAAAUGGAUAGACUUGAAACAAACUUUGUUUUUGCAUCUGAA
Glycine soja is the source of this 1054-nucleotide messenger RNA. RefSeq names its product multiple organellar RNA editing factor 3, mitochondrial-like. The record is from RefSeq and is a predicted model, not a curated record. The transcript has 4 exons. NCBI's taxonomy places the organism in Eukaryota, Viridiplantae, Streptophyta, Magnoliopsida, Fabales, Fabaceae. Gene Ontology annotation, biological process: mitochondrial mRNA modification; cytidine to uridine editing. Gene Ontology annotation, cellular component: mitochondrion. The coding region runs from base 29 to 772 and encodes 247 amino acids.